Messenger RNA from Phyllostomus discolor (pale spear-nosed bat), 1391 nucleotides. Its product is annotated as UL-16 binding protein 5-like. Gene Ontology annotation, cellular component: external side of plasma membrane. Gene Ontology annotation, biological process: antigen processing and presentation of endogenous peptide antigen via MHC class Ib; positive regulation of T cell mediated cytotoxicity; immune response. Bases 83 to 1069 code for a protein of 328 amino acids. The record is from RefSeq and is a predicted model, not a curated record. Lineage: Eukaryota; Metazoa; Chordata; Mammalia; Chiroptera; Phyllostomidae. The transcript is spliced from 3 exons.
UCUCGCGGACACUGUCCCGGGCGCUCGGUGCAGGCGUCUCUCCCCGAAGCUGCAGCAGCCUGGCGCUCGGACCCUGCGCGCCAUGGAGCCCACCGGGUCACAGUUCGGUCUCGCCCUGCUGGUCCUGAUGCUGCUGCCGGGCUGUCCCGGGGCAGAGGAUUCUGUUGGCAAUCUGAAGAAUGCGCCCUCUAUUUGCUCUAUAUUCAGUGUCUCUGCCAGUGGACCAUCAUGGUGUGUGGUUCGAGGCAAGAUCAAUGAGAUCCUAUUUUUAAAAUAUACCUGUAGAAGUCUGAAGGCCAAACCCAUCGGUCCCCUGGGGGUGAUGCUGAGUGCCACAGAGGCCUGGGAUCAAUGGGUUGAACAUUGGAAGGACCUGGUGGAAGAGCUCCGCAAGGCACUGCUGGACAAUCAACAAAAUAUUUACAGAAACUAUCGUAAGUUUGCACGAUCCAGGGGAGAAGUAGAACAGUGUUGUAGGGGUAGGGGACAGUUGUGUUUAUGUCAAUAUUGGAAUUUUAUCCUACCCAAGAGGCCCAGCAGCCAGGGUAGGACACAGAAGACAGUUCAGGACCAGCAGACAGGAGGGGAGCAGAGGGCUGGGUACCAGGUGGGAACAGAGGAACUGUCAAGACCUGAGGCUGACCUCUUUCCCAUGGGCGUGGGGACAGAUCCUCUCUCCCUGCAGGGCAGCAUGAAGUGUCAGCAGGAAUCCAAUGGACGCCCCAGUGCAUUCUGGGAGUUUGGGGUCAAUGGGCAGAGAUGUCUCCACUUUGAGGUGAAGAACAGACGCUGGACAGAGUUGCAUCCUGGAUGUAGAUCAUUAAAGGAGACACUGGACAGUGACAGAGAUCUGACCAAUCUCCUUGUUGGGAUCUCACGUGGAGAUUGUGCGAAGUUGCUUCAUCAGAGCACAGUUCUGGACACAAAAGAAGAUGCUGCUCCAAAGCUCCUGCGAGUGUGGUCUAGUUCCACAUGUGUCCCUUCUCGUCGGCUGCCUUUCCGUCAUCCCCGGGUGCUCAACGGAAGGCCUCCAGGAACUGUGAUCGUUAGAGGCAUCAGAAGAUGGUGAUGGUACAGCGGAUGCCACAGUCACAUCCUCUGCUCCAUGGAAGUGACAUAGAAUUAAUUUGCUUAUUAACAUGUUAUCAUGCCAUAUGGUGUCUGGGAUAAUAGAAUGGAUGAAGUGUGGUAUGUUUACAAAUGGAACACUAUAUAAAAAUAAAUAAGUAAUAAACUGCUACACAAAACCCAUAUGACUCAGAGAUAAGAUGUGGAGAGAAAAUGUCAUACACAAGGGAACGUGUACUCUAUGGUGGGUUCACUGUAUCAGUUUCAAACACAGAGAAGACUGACCACUGAAAACAGAGCUCAAAAGAGUGGACACAUUGGGU